Podospora pseudopauciseta is the source of this 5499-nucleotide messenger RNA. RefSeq lists its product as uncharacterized. The coding region runs from base 1 to 5499 and encodes 1832 amino acids. NCBI's taxonomy places the organism in Eukaryota, Fungi, Ascomycota, Sordariomycetes, Sordariales, Podosporaceae. The record is from RefSeq and is a predicted model, not a curated record. The transcript has a single exon.
AUGGCAUCCUACAAUCCGGCUUACAAGCCACUACCUCCUCCGGGAAACUUCCAGCAGGGGUAUCUCAGCGCCCAGCAGCAACAUCAACAUCAACAGCUUCAACAUCAGCAGCUCCAACAUCAUCACCAACAGCAUCAACAAUACCUACAACAACCACAACAACAGCAGCAGCAGCAGCAGCAUCAGCAGCAUCAGCAGCAUUCGGGCCAAAAUGGGAUAGAGCGGCCUCCGUCUUUUGUUGGUCUACCGCCCAUUCGCCGUGGCUCAUCGCUUGGCUUGAACGCUGAAAGAUUCUCUGGUGACAACAACAACAACAACAACAACAACAACAACAGUCCGGGUAAUAGUAACGGUCAUCAGCAGCAGCAGCAGCAGCAGCUCCAACAGUAUGGACAGCAACAUCAACAGCACUCCGGCACGGCGCAACAAAACCCCAACACCAGUCAUCAGGGACAGCAACAUCCACAACAGCAAUCGAUUGUUCAGUCUGUUUACCGGCCAACCCAAGGUGCGCCUGGUCCGCAAACCCAGGCCCCUACUCAAGGGCAACAAACAUGGCAGCUACAAGGUCAAGGUCAACAAGGACCAUCCCCGGGCCUGUCCCGCGGGUUAGCGGGAGCUGCCGUCAGUUCUCCACACGGAGUGAACGGAGUGCCCCCGCAGGGCCCACAGCAAUAUACAGAUGGUUCCGGUCGACAGGGACCGAUGCUUCCUCAUAUGCUACCGGUCAACCUUUCCCAGAGGUUUCAACCUCAGAGUUGGGUACCGCAGGAGUCACAUCUAGCAGAGCCUCUACAUCCCUCGAGCCGCCAUCGUUCCUCACCAAGCAAUGCCUCAUCACAGCACCAGCAGCAACAGCAGCAAGCACAGCACCAGCAGCAGCAGCAGCCUCAUCAGCAGCCAUCACCCCCGCAGCAACAGCAGCAAUCAUACUACGGAUUUGACAAGGAGACCGGCGGCCCUGUUUCUGGAGGGCACUCCUCGCAAAGACCAAAACCACAGGCUUCCCAGCCAUCUCAGCAAACACAUCCGGCUUUUAGGGAUCAGCAGCACUACAACGGGUUACCAAGCCAAAGAGCUCACCCAACGCAACCUCUUCCUGCUCUCCCGACUAUUCAACAAAGCCCUGUCAUCCCGCAGGAAUCCGACCAGGAGAACCAGCAGCAAAAGAAUAAUGUAUCAUCGCCAGGCUCCGGCGCUCCUGGGAUCACGGUUACUGAAGAUGGGCGUAUCAAGCGCAACUCGGGCGUGUACUCAGGACUCAGAGACAGAUUAGCCACGGGCGGUCCAGUCGAGCGCCGGGAUGGUGACGGGACUCCGCGAUAUCAGGGGGUUGGCAACGACGUCGUCUCUGACUCAAGCGAUGACGAGGGCGACUUACCAAACCCAAUCGGUCCAUUUGGGGGAAGGGCGGCCGACAACGAUAGUAUGAUUGCGCAUGGCCCGGGCACGCCCAUGGGUGAACGUGUCCCGCCUCCGCCAUCGCAGUUUGCGCCACCGGGCCGGAAGCUGACUACUUUCUUCGGCAUCGGUGCCACACAACCAUCCGGACCUCAGCAGCCGAACUCGAUGAGGCCUGACAUGUCGAGAACUUCCACGUCGACCAAUGCCACGGAAAACCAGCCAGCUGGAAGCAUCGGUGGACCGCCGAAGAAGCGCUUCUCUGCUCUUAAGAAUGUCUUCCAUCGAUCAGAGGGCCAUAAGCAUUCGCCGUCAUUCACUAUCAAGACAUCACCCCCUCAGGCACAGGCCCAGUUUCAGGGCAUGAACCAGGGGCCACCUCCGGCGUCGUUCCUCCAGGGGCCACCUCCCGGUCCAUUGCCAGGCAUCCCUCAAGGGGAGGUUCCAAGGACACCUCAGGGGCCGGUUCAGGGGCAGUUCCAGGGACAGUCACCGGGUCAGACUCAGGGACAGGCCCAAGGACAAGGUCAGCACCCUCAGGGUCCCACCCCUCCGGCGGGAGCUGGCCCGCAGCCCGGUUCUUUCAAUCUGUACUCUGGACCUGAGCGAACUGUCACCGGUUUACGGCAGCCAGGUCAUGCGCUGCCACCUCCGGGCGCCCAGAAUCAGCAGUCACCACAACAGCAACAGGGGCAACCACAGCAACAAGCCCAGCAACAACAGCAGGGCAGCUUUGCGCAAUACGACCAGACCCGGAAGCCCAAUGGUGGCAUGUUUGGAUUCCUACGCAACCGAGCUGACUCCAAGCCCAAGGAUGGUCCUCCUGCUGUCUCGCUGCCAAUCCCCCCGGGGCAACCAAUUCCCUUUUCGCCGGGGCGGGGAGGACAACAGCAAUAUGGCAUGAGCCCAGCAUUGGGUCCAGAUGGACGCCCUUCCACUGCGGCUAACCAGCAACUAUUCCAGUCGCAAUUCGGGAGAGGAGGUCCGGGAUCGCCAGGCCAAACGCUACCUGUCUCUCAGCCCUCUGAUAACGGUCAGCUAGAUGAUGAGUUUAUCGCACAUCGACCGCCGCCGCUUCCUCAACAAAGCCAGAGUCAGCUGUCGUUUCAGCAUGGUCAGGCAGAGAAUCUAUCUACCGUCAGCCGCCAACAAGAGCAAGAAACCACGCCUUACUUGCAGAAUGCUCAGUUACACCAGCCAACCAAAUUGCUCGACCCAACCCCUGCUGGCUCCGCCUUUGAGUCUCCCGUCUCGAGCAAAUCGCAACCUGUUUCUCAGGCUGCCGUUGAGCAAGGACGGCAUCUGAACGAUUCGCCUGCUAGCUUCACUGUUCAGCAAGCUGUUGCAGUUCGCCAGCCUCCAGCUCAGAGCUACGGACAGGGCUCUCGGUUCAGUCCAACCCAAAACCCCACGCGCAAGCCUCUGAACGCCUCGGAGGGGUUGAAUAACGAUCAAUCUGCUCCUCCCGGAAGUCCUCCUGCCGGUUAUCAAGGACAGGGCCCGACACAGUUCGGGGUGUCGGGACCUAGCUUCCAGCAAGAAACGCGAGAUGCUGGACCAUCCCAGUUCCACCCUUCUGCCGGAGUUCAGCUGCCGGAUCAAGAUAGCAGAGCCCCGUCAAGACAGUCGAUCUCUGCUGUUUCGCCAACCGUUGAGACGCCCUCUAUCCACAUGCAUCCUCAGGGACUGAGUCAAGGACCAGGAGCUGGGCCUCGCCCCCCGAGCGGACACUCUUACCAGUCUAGCCUUCAGUCCUCUCAAGUUCAACAAGGUCAGGCACCUCUCCAAGGGAUUAGCACUCAGCCCACUUGGGGAUCGGCCCAAAGUGGUCCUCAGCCCAACCGCGCACCGUUCGGUCCGGGUCCUCGUCCGAAUGGCAACCCUAUGAUUCCUCAGUUUCACCAGAAGGAAAAGGAACAAAGCACAAUUUCGAAACUCUUCAAGGGCAGCAAGGCAACCGGGCCGUCGGCACCGAAGCCAGAAAAGGGCGAGAAGGAGAAGGGUGGCAAUCUCUCGGGGUUCCUUGGUGCUUUCAAAAAGGGGACGAAGCAGAUGGAGAUUCAUUCACCCAACGCUCUGCCGCCCAUGGGUGGCCAACCGUUCUUGGCCGGGCAAUCUUCUCAAGGCCAGAAAUCCCAGCCUUUCGCGCCUCAUCAGGUGGGAGUUCAAGCCCAGCCGCAGCCACAACAACAGCCUCCAGCUGGUGCGUCCACUCAGGAACAAAGGCCCCAGCAAACUGGUCCUGCUGGUCAGCAUCCAUACCAAAAUCAGCCUCAGUUCCAGAGACAGCAAGGGACUGCGCCAACAAUCCAACCAUCGCCGCCAUCCCAGCAGCAAGCUCCUCGCCCUGGUCCGCCUCCCACCGAGCCAAAGUACGAGAGGGUCCCUAUUCCUGCCUCGUAUGGGUAUGUUCAUGGCGAGGGACGUGUUGCUCCUGGGCCUGUUGGGUUCUAUGUUGGCCCUACACCUGUCGGGUUGUAUGGUAUGCCUCAAGGGCAGAUGAUUCCAGCGGGCUAUCCCCAGCAAUGGGUACAGCCAGGAGGGAUGCCAACUCAAAUCCCGCCUGGAGCCGUCCCUGGUCAAGUGAAUUCUCAGCAGGUCAAUGGAGCUCAAGGUGCUUCACCCCAGCCCUCGAAUUCUUCGGUUCCCGUCAACGCUCGUGAUCCUUCUCCCGCGUCUCAGGGUCACGUUCAUGUCCAAGCACCUUCACCGGUUCCGGUUCAACCUCCAGCACCCCCACCUGCCAGUGCUGCCCCUGCUCUACAGCAGCCUCCAGUAUUCAACAGUCAACCGUCUCUGCGUGAGCGGGUUCCUUCUCCGGAGGCCCAACCCACGCAGCAGACUCAGCCCCCACAAACUGCUCAGCCAGCUCAGCCACCUCCUCCAGUGCAGCAACCAGCGCAGUCACACCCGGCAAGUACUUUGACCGCUGUUCCCCGCCAAAUAGAGGUGUCACCUCAAUCCUCUGUGCGGACAGCUGCGCCUCAGGCACCGUCGCCUAACAUCUCGCCUCCUGAGAGACAAGUGCAACCUCGGCCAGAACCAGCUCGUUUCGACAGCCGGGACAGUGACACUUUGCCCUCUGCGCAGCCAAGUCCCCUCAAGCGGAAUGUCAGCCCGCCGCAAAACGGCAGCGCCACUCACCAGCGCCAGUUCUCCGCCGGCAACGGACUUGCUUCUCUCCCCUCGCAGCAGCGGUACAUGCAGUCUAAGCAGUCGCCCUCCCCUCCUAAUGGCAGCCAGUUCCUACCGCCAAGGAGCCCGGAUCGACAGGCACCAAGCACGGUUGUUCCGAUCCAUAUUGCAGGCGCCAGCAUCGUUUCUCAGGGGUCAAGAACUGUCAGUCCGCCUCAGGAUUCGAGAACCGUCAGCCCAGAACCAAUCAUACCAGGCCCUUCUGCUCCGGUUCAGCACCUGCAGUCACCGAGUCGUGUGCCAGAUGACAAUAUUUACGAUGCUACGCCGCGCAACUCGCAGUUUGCUCCCCAAGAGCAGCCGAAACAACAACCUGAGUCUCAGCAGCAACAGCAGCAGCGAGCCUCACCUCCACCUCAGCCACAGACACCGCAACAACAAGAGGAACAGCAACGCCAGUCGCCUGUCCAGACUCGCUCUUCCCCUAUGGAGGCCGAAAACACCAUAAUCAUCUCCGAGCCCACCGAAACCAAGUCUGCCGGCCCAUCCCACGACACCACUCGUCCCAAACUCGAGCUCAAGCCCCCGGCUGAACCACGGCCCCGUUCCAGCUCUCCCCCGGCCGUCGAUCACGACUCCGAUGACGACCUGUCCGAUGUUGAAUCGCCCAUCAUCGCCUCUGCUACUGUCGCGACACUCAAGCCUGCUUCACCAAGCAACAAGACAACACAAACCGGGGCGGUCGCAAGAGAAAACAUUGCUAUUUUUGAACGGGCAAAGAAGAAGGCCGAGGAGGAGAGGAUCGCGCAGGAGAGGAUGGUGAUGGAGGAGAAGAUUCCGGUGUUUGAUGAUGAGAUGAUGAAUGCUGGGAAGAAGAAGCAGGAUGAGAAGGUGCAGAUGAGCGCGACGAGUUAUCCGGGGCAGGAGUGGAAUCCUUAUGGGGAGUUCCAGGAGUGGGAGUGA